ACAUUUCACCUUUUUCCAUCCACAUUUUCUAUAAAUAUCCUCAUAUUAUUUCACACACCCAACUCAAACUACAUUAUUAUCCAUCUCUUUUCCACUCUCUUACUUGUACUAGUCCUUAGUAAUACUCCACACUACAUUAUUACAAUAUGGCACAUUCCAUAGGUGGAACAAAAACAUCCUUGAUGUUUAACGUUACAAGGCGAGCCCCGGAGCUAAUCGCUCCGGCUAGGCCCACCCCAUAUGAGUUCAAGGAACUCUCGGAUAUUGAUGACCAAGACGGCCUCCGGUUCCAAAUUCCGGUAAUUCUAUUUUACCGGAAUGAGGAAAAACACUCUGGUCGGGACCCGGCCAGAGUGAUCAAGGAGGCCGUCGCAAAGGCCUUAGUGUUGUAUUACCCGUUUGCGGGGCGGCUUAGGGAGAAAGCCGGGAGGAAAUUGGUAGUAGAGUGUAAUGGAGAAGGGAUCAUGUUUAUUGAGGCUGAUGCUGAUGUUAGUCUUGAGGAUUUUGGUGAUGCACUUCAACCGCCUUUUCCUCGUUUGGAAGAGUUGGUUUUUGAUGUUCCUGGUUCUACUGAUGUCUUAGGUACUCCUUUGAUUCUCAUCCAGGUGACAAGACUCAAAUGUGGUGGGUUCAUAUUAGCACUAAGACUGAACCACACAAUGGCUGAUGCUCCGGGCCUAGUUCAAUUCAUGAAUGCAGUGGCUGAGCUCGCCCGUGGGGCCCAAUCCCCGUCAAUUAAGCCCGCAUGGGAGCGCCACCAUCUCUGCGCUCGUGAUCCACCACGAGCAACCUGUGAGCACCGCGAGUAUGAAGAGGUAGCCGACACUAAGGGUACCAUUAUUCCACUGGAUGAUAUGGUUCACAAGUCCUUUUUCUUUGGGCCCACGGAGAUAGCUGCUCUGAAGCGUUUCGUUCCACCACAUGUAAAAUCAUCAACAUUCGAAAUUCUCACUGCAUGUUUAUGGAGAUGCCGUACCAUCGCCCUACAACCCGACCCGGAAGAAAUCGUCCGAAUAAUGUGCAUAUUCAAUGCCCGACCCUUACUCAACCCACCUCUCCCCUCGGGUUACUACGGCAACGCGUUCGCGUUCCCGGUAGCCAUCUCCUCCGCAAGCAAACUGUCCAACAACCCAAUAGGGUACGCCUUAGAGCUUGUUAAAAAGACCAAGGCUGCAGUGUCACAUGAGUACAUGCAAUCACUUGCUGACCUUAUGGUCCUCAAGGGUAGGCCCCACUUCACCGUGGUCCGAACUUUUGUGGUUUCGGACGUUACAAGGGCUGGGUUUGCGGAUCUUGACUACGGGUGGGGCCUGCCCGCUUAUGGUGGACCCGCUAAAGGUGGGGUCGGGGCGAUACCCGGAGUUGCUAGUUUUUAUAUCCCAUUUAAAAAUGGGAAAGGAGAAAAGGGAAUUGUGAUACCACUUUGUUUGCCAAGUAAUGCUAUGGAGAUUUUUGUUAAGGAGUUAAACGGGUUGUUGAGUGGUAAUCCAGAGCAUCCGAUUGGUCGUUCCGGAUCAACCACUUUUAUUUCUUCUUCUUUGUGAGUGGUGGGUUCAAAUGUAGUGGUAUAACGAUUAUAAAUUAUGUACAAUACGUAUUCAUGUAGUUUGAUUUCUGCUAGUGUUCACUUUUUGUAAUAAAAUGUGUGGAAUUGUGGAAAGAAAUUUUGACUCAUAAAUAAAAAUAAAAUUGUGUGAA
This is a messenger RNA of Chenopodium quinoa (quinoa), 1698 nucleotides long. Its product is annotated as benzyl alcohol O-benzoyltransferase-like. NCBI's taxonomy places the organism in Eukaryota, Viridiplantae, Streptophyta, Magnoliopsida, Caryophyllales, Amaranthaceae. The transcript has 3 exons. The record is from RefSeq and is a predicted model, not a curated record. Bases 147 to 1544 code for a protein of 465 amino acids.